This is a messenger RNA of Alligator sinensis (Chinese alligator), 2495 nucleotides long. Its product is annotated as tripartite motif-containing protein 10-like. The record is from RefSeq and is a predicted model, not a curated record. Gene Ontology annotation, molecular function: protein binding; zinc ion binding. The transcript has 7 exons. The coding region runs from base 24 to 1454 and encodes 476 amino acids. NCBI's taxonomy places the organism in Eukaryota, Metazoa, Chordata, Crocodylia, Alligatoridae.
GUAUCUUGAGGACACCAGCAGCCAUGGCCUCACCAAGACCAGGGCAGGGCAUCCAAGAGGAAAUCAAGUGUCCCAUCUGCUGGCAGUAUCUGACAGACCCAGUGACACUAGAGUGUGGGCACAACUUCUGUCAAGCUUGUGUCAGUGACUACUGUGAGAAAUGGGAAGAACACGGACCUUUGAAGUGUCCUGUGUGCAGGGCCAAGAUCCAGAAAGGGAAUCACAUUCCAAACUGGCAGCUGGCAAAUGUAGUAGAAGGCAUUAAAAAAAUGGAGUUUCCUGGAGUUGAAGAUGUGUGUGAGAGACACAAGAAGGAGCUGAGCCUGUUCUGUGAGGAGGACGGGGCGGUUGUGUGUGUGGUUUGCUGGAAAUCCCCAGAGCACAAGUCUCACUCAAUGCUGCUCAUGGACGAGGCUGCCCAGAAAUACAAGGAGCAAAUUCAGGAUGAACUGGAGAUUUUGAGGGAAGAGAGAAAAAGGCUUGAAGACCUGAGAGUGAGUGAGAGUCAGAAACACCAAGAAUAUCAGGCAAAGACAAAGGCUGAGAGGCAGAAGGUUGUGUCUGAAUCUCAGCGACUGCGCCAGUUCAUCGAGGAACAGGAGCGACUUCUUCUGGCUCAGCUGGCAGAGCUGGAGAGGGAGAUUGAGAAGAGUCAUGAGGAAACUGUCACCAAAGUCUCUGAAGAGGUUUCUCAUCUUGACAACCUGAUCAGAGAGAUGGAGCGCCAGUGCCAGAAGCCACCAAGGGACCUCCUGUGGGGCAUUAGAAGCACAUUGAGCAGGUGCAAGAAGGGGAAGUUCCAGCUGCCAAGGGGGAUUUUCCCUGAGCUGCAAACAAGACUCAAGAGCUGCUCUGAACUAAACCUAAGGGAGAAAGUUAGCAUGUUUCAAGGCAAUCUUCAAUCUUAUCUGGAGGAGGGCUCAUACUCCAAGGUGAAGGUGACUCUGGAUCCAGACACUGCAAAUCCCCAGCUCCUCCUUUCUGCAGAUAGGAGAAGUGUCAGAUUGGCAGACGCACCGCAGCAGCUGCCUGACAAUCCUGAGAGAUUUGAUUCUGAGCUGUGUGUGCUGGGCCAUGAGGGAUUCAUCUCGGGGAGACACUGCUGGGAGGUGGAGGUGCAGCAAGGGAUAUUCUGGGCCAUGGGGGUUGCCAAAGAGUCUGUGAGAAGAAAGGGAAAGAUCCACCUUAGGCCUGAGGACGGGAUCUGGGCUGUGCAGCGUAGGUUUCAUCAGUUCCAGGCUCUCACUGCACCUACUCCCAUCCCCUUGUCUGAGCAUCAGGUGCCCAACAGGGUCUGGGUAUGUCUGGACUGUGCAGGGGAGAAUGUGUCAUUUUUUGAUGGAGAUACCAAGGCCCUGAUCUUCACCUUCCUGCUAGCCUCAUUUGCUGGAGACAGAAUCCGGCCCUGGCUCUGGCUUAAGGGCACUGGAGCCGAGCUUAGACUGUGUCACUGAAAUGAGGGUGGGCAGGGGAGAUGUCCCACAGGGAAUGAUUGAAGUAUCUACUCCAGCUUCCUACUCUCUGUGAUCCCGGGGGGGAGAGGGGAGGGGGGGACGGGUACCCUCUCCCAGCCCCCAUGUCUGCACAUCUGUCACUCUUGGAGCUGUAGUAGAUAAAUGGGCACAGUCUGGUUACACAAUCCUAUUGCAGCAGGUAUCACCAGGCUGGUUUGCCCCUGUGUGCUAUGGCUGUAGAGGACUCCAGCAGGACUGGCCACACAGUCUCCCCUUUAGGAAGCCCCUGGGUGGGGAGUCUGUGCCCUGCUUCCAGCCUAGAGCAGCCCAUGGGAUCUCUGUAAAGCCCUGCAAAGUGCCCCUUAGCAUCCUCUGGUCAGGGAGGCCCGUGCUAUACGACACGUGUGUAGGGCUGUGCGGGGCUAGAGCCAGAGCACUGACAGAGGCUACCCAUGGGGAAGUGCUUCUGACCACAGUUAAAUUUGGGUUGGUUUCAGUCUGCAUCCAAGGCCUCUGGGCAAGGGUUUUCAGAGGCUGUAGUGCCCCAGUUCCCAUUAGGGAUAGGUGCCUGCUUCCCUCAACUUCCUCUGUCAACAACAGCUCCACUGCACUGGACACGUGGACUGUUGACAGAAGCAGAAAUUUGAGCAAACACCUUCACUUUAAAAAAAAAAUGCCUUUGACCCCUUGAUCUUAAAUCUCCUUUUUCUCUCUCUGCAUCUCACCUGGCCUGGUUCUGUCCCAUGUCCUGGAUGAUGUGGGCAGGAUGUCCCCUGCGGGAUGGACACCUCUUCUUUUCUUUGCAGCAUCCCUCUCUUUCUCCCACCUAAAAGGAACUUGAGUUAAAAACCGGGGGCACAUUCUUAUUCACAUGAGAGCCCCUUUGCUCCCCACCAGCAGCAGUUUGGGAGUUGAUUGGGGUGGAAAAGGCAGUGGGCUCCAAAAUCAGGUGCGUGUUUCUGAAAAUCUCAGCUUGGAUGGACAGGGGUGUCAUAUCUCUUUUUAUUCAUAGUCACAGACUCAGGCUGAACCAUUUCAUGU